Messenger RNA from Seminavis robusta, 2558 nucleotides. NCBI's taxonomy places the organism in Eukaryota, Bacillariophyta, Bacillariophyceae, Naviculales, Naviculaceae. The record is from the annotation of a GenBank genome assembly.
AAUGAACAUCUAUCUCAGCAUCAACACUCGUUUCGCAACAACACACUGCUGCCGAGAUCACUCACUCAUUCUAGAUUCGGCUUUCGCUUGGAAGAGACACACCACACCGGUAGUACUGGGGUUCUAUCACCAUGAGCUCCCAUGCAAAAAAUUCCUUCCGUCGAAGGACCAGUAGCGUCCGCGAGGAUUGCCUGGGAAGCAGCCAUUCUCAUCACCAUCACCACGAGAAGAAUGUUGAUAGCAUGACAUUUGUGGAUGACGAAUCGGACGUCUGGAGGGCUCAUUACGCAUUAGAUCAUUAUCAGCACCGAGGCAAUCUAUUUUGGAAUGCCGGCAAGCACAAAACUUUGAUUCAAUACCUCCUCAUUGGGGCCGUGGGCGUGGUGCAAGCGAUCGUGGCCUAUGGUACCAACCUAACCAGUGCUCAUAUUAUCGAAUACAAGUACACGCAAGUCUACGGGAGGCUGGCAGAGUCAUCUGGCUUCGUGGACGUGUUUUUGGCGUAUCUGUUCUUCACCUUCUACCAGCUCGCAUUUGCCAUGGCAGCUUCUCUCUUUGUCUGGAUUGAACCUGUGAGCGCUGGAUCUGGAAUUCCAGAGGUCAAAAUCUUUUUGAACGGAAUUGACCUGCCUCGAGUGGUCGAUCCAAAGACCUUAGUCUGCAAGGUUCUUGGUGUAAUCUGUAGUGUUUCCGCAGGAUUGCCAGUGGGAAAAGAAGGACCCAUGGUACACAGUGGCGCUGUGGUGGCCAACACCAUUUCCAAACAUGAAACCCGAGAUGACAAGCAAGUGAGAGAUUUCGUCACCUGUGGUGCGGCCGCUGGAGUGUGCACCGCCUUUUCUUCUCCCAUUGGUGGGAUUCUUUUCGCUCUCGAAGAAGGUGCCAGUUACUGGGCUCCCUCCCUCACGUGGAAGGCCUUUUCCUGCAGCAUGGUCGCCUUGGCUACUCUGUAUUGUCUUAACACAGUCGGAUCGGCCUUUGGUAAAGUUGGUUUCAACAGACUCUUCUCGUUUGGCAACUUUGUCUUCGAAGAGGAAUCCAGCUUUGCCGUGUUUGAACUGGCUCUCUUUGUCGCCAUUGGUGCCAUGGGAGGCAUUAUCGGAGCUGUUUUCAAUGAUACCAAUGAACGCAUAACCAAGUGGAGGCUAAAAAAUGUCAACCAUUCCAAGAAGCGUAGAGUACUGGAAGUGCUCGUUGUAUCGGUCUUGGUAUCAACAGUAUCUUUCUUGCUACCCUUACUGUGGAGAGAAUGCAAAGCAUUGCCGUCUACUGAGGGAAUGGACACGAGUCAGCUGGAGCUGCGUGGUUCACUGGUUGCCUUCACAUGUGCUGAUGACGAGUAUAACGAAGUGGCGUCUCUCAUCCUCACGGACCCUGGCGACGCCAUUCGCCAGCUCUUCCACCUACACAAACAUGUCUUUGGAUCGGGAGCACUCAUGCUGUUCUUUCUAUCCUACAUCUCGUUGGCGGUUGUGACCUACGGGAUCGGGGUUCCUAGCGGAUUAUUUGUUCCUUCGCUUCUGAGUGGAGCCGCCUUUGGUAGGCUCUUUGGAAACAUGGCCAGUGCUUACUUCCCUCAGCUGGCUUUCAGCAACACAUAUUCUUUGAUUGGUGCUGCCGCUGUACUCGGCGGGAUGGCGAGAAUGACUAUUAGUCUGACUGUCAUCCUAUUGGAGUGCAUUGGAAACGGCCAGUAUGUAUUGCCUCUGAUGCUUACUCUCAUGACGGCGAAGACGGUUGGGUCCUUCUGGAAUUCCGAUCUCUAUCAUAUCCAUAUUCACUUCAAAAAGGGCGUCAACUUCUUGCAAGCCGAGCUGGAGUCUGUGAGUCGCCACCACAAGCUCAAUGCAGGACACAUUAUGAGCGAUGAUGUCAUCUUUGUGCGACCAGUGGAGAAGGUGUCCGUUGUUUAUGACAUUCUAAAAUCCAGCAACCACAGCAAUUUCCCAGUGGUAGACGAUGGUCUACUUUAUGGAACGAUUGGGCGCAAUGCGUUGUGUACUUUGCUGAAGCAACGCGCUUAUGGGAAGCCAAUUGUGGUGGACGAAUACUCAGUAACAGAGCAUCGCGAUCAUCGUAACCACGACUCUGUCAGGGUUCAUAACUAUGUUACGGUGGAGGGAGGAGGCGGAGAGGAUGACGAAGGAGAGAAAUUCUUACCCUUGACGCAGUGGGAAGUCAUUGAGCAAUCCUAUCCCAAGUACCCAAGCAUUGGCGAUGUUCGCAUCUCAUACGCAGACAAAGAUUGCAUGCUGGAUCUCCGACCUUUUACCAACUGUGCUCCUAUCUCGGUCCGCGAAUCGGCUUCAGUGACUCGAACCUAUGAAAUCUUUCGUAGCCUCGGAUGUCGCUUCCUACCUGUGACGAACCUUCACAACCAGAUUGUUGGAACCAUCACCCGAAAGGACCUGACACCGGAUGCACUGGCAGAAAAGAUGAUUGGAAAAGGCGCUAGGAAGGCGGCCCAUUGAGAAUGGCAAAGAAGAGAGUUAGCGUAUUGUACUGUACCGGUACCUCGUAGUAAUUGGUCUCACUAUUCAUUUAAUUAAUGCGCAGGA